AUGGCCGACGAUCCUCCCUGCAAGGCAGCCCUGUCCCCCAGGGGAACGGGUCUCUGGGGGCUGCCAUUCCGGGAGACCUCCCGGCCCCACCUGGAGGCUGGCAUCCCCGGGAACCGAGAGAACUUUGCGCGGGCGGGCGUCCCGGGGCGGGCGGAGGCAGGGAGAGGAGGGGGGGCGCCCUUUCCGGUCCCGAACCGGUGCGCCCCCCCCCCCGCCGGAGCCCCCCAAGGCGUCGGCGCGGCGCCUCCCCCUGGCCGGGCGGGGGGAGGCGGAGGGAGCGGCGGCGGCGGCGGCGGCGCGCAGGCAGGGCAGAGUCUCCGCCCCGGCCGCGCAUCCGCCGCCGCCGCCGCCGCCGCCGCCGCCUCCGGGAGCCGGGCCGGCGGAGCGGGGCGCGCCUCCCGUGCCGGCCCGCCCGGCGAUGAGGACGGCCGCGCGAAGAUGGAGCUCGCCUCGCCUCUGCUCGGGCUGCUGCUGCUGCUGGAGGGCAUCGCCGCCCAGGGCGUCUACGCCCCACCCACGGUGAGGAUCAUCCACUCAGGCCUGGCCUGCAACAUCGAGGAGGAGCGCUACUCGGAGCGAGUGUACACGAUCCGGGAAGGGGAGACGCUGGAACUUACCUGCUUGGUGACCGGCCACCCUCGGCCACAGAUCAGGUGGACCAAAACAGCAGGCAGCGCCUCCGACCGCUUCCAGGAUUCCAGCGUCUACAACGAGACCCUUCGGAUCGCCAACAUCCAACGGCAUCAAGGCGGGCGCUACUACUGCAAGGCCGAGAACGGACUGGGCUCUCCCGCCAUCAAGUCGAUACGAGUUGAUGUCUACUGCUGCCCAGAGCUCCACCACUCUCCUCCUCAGGGUGAGGUAGCUAUCACCCUCUCCUCUUCUGAACACAUAGCUAUCACCCUUUCCUCUUCUGAACAAGGCGAGACCAAGAUCCUGAAGCUGAAGAACCUCCGACCGCAGGACUACGCCAACUACAGCUGCAUCGCUUCCGUCCGGAGCGUCUGCAACAUCUCGGAUAAGAUGGUGUCUUUCAGGCUUUCGAACAAAACAGCCUCUCCCUCGAUCAAGCUCCUGGUGGACGACCCCAUUGUGGUGAACCCCGGGGAAGCCAUCACGUUGGUGUGCGUCACGACCGGCGGGGAGCCCCUCCCGACGCUGACCUGGGUGAGGUCCAUCGGCGCCUUGCCCGAAAAGGCAGUCCUGAAGGGCGGGACGUUGACGAUCCCCACCAUCACUUUUGAUGACGCUGGCGCCUACAGCUGCAUCGCCAACAACAACGUCGGGAAUCCGGCAAAAAAGUCCACCAACAUCAUCGUCCGAGCCUUAAAGAAAGGACGCUUCUGGAUCACACCAGACCCUUACCAUAAAGACGACAACAUCCAGAUCGGCCGAGAGGUCAAGAUUUCCUGCCAAGUGGAGGCGGUUCCGUCGGAGGAGCUUACCUUCAGCUGGUUCAAGAACGGCCGGCCGUUGCGCAGCUCGGAGAGGAUGGUCAUUACUCAGACGGACCCCGAUGUCUCCCCGGGGACCACCAACCUGGACAUCAUUGAUCUAAAGUUCACUGACUUUGGGACGUACACCUGCGUCGCAUCUCUGAAGGGGGGUGGCAUCUCCGACAUCAGCAUCGACGUCAACAUUUCCAGCAGCACAGCUCUCCAGAAGAAAUGCUCUUCCCCCUUGACACGCAAGGUCACCAGUUCCCAAGGGGAGAACAACGGUCCCGACUUGGUCCGGGUCAACCUGAGUGCCUCAGUCAAGCCUGUCUUGGUCCAGGUGGUGGCUACUACUGGACUGGGGAGGUCUCCGGAGAGGAAUAAGAAAUACAAACACAAAAAGCUGAUCGGCGGACUUGGAGAACCUCGCAACAGGAAUCCGACUGUCAGCCGGCUGCAGAGACGGGCUGUCACAAACGGCCAGGGUAUCUUGCGCAUCUCAGUACUUCUCGGCUAUGCAAACCACCUCAUCCCAAACAUGAAGAAUGGCACAAUUAUGCAUAAAACAUUGGCCCUGGAGUCGGAUCCACCUGCCGUCGAGCCGACGUUCCUGGAGAUCCGACAGGGCCAAGGCCGGAGUGUCACCAUGAGCUGCCGGGUGCUCAGAGCCUACCCAACCCGGGUCUUGACUUUCGAAUGGCGACUGGGCAACAAGUUGCUACGGACAGGACAGUUCGACGCUCAGGAUUCCACGGAGUACAUCAUCCGGAGCCUUUCGAGGGACAGUUACGGAGUUUACAACUGCAACAUCAUCAACGAGGCGGGAGCCGGAAGGCCCCCGUUCCCCUUGCGGGCUCAGGACCUCCACCAAUAUUUUGUAAAACUUUAA
This is a messenger RNA of Sphaerodactylus townsendi, 2325 nucleotides long. RefSeq names its product MAM domain-containing glycosylphosphatidylinositol anchor protein 2-like. Gene Ontology annotation, biological process: homophilic cell-cell adhesion. Bases 1 to 2325 code for a protein of 774 amino acids. Gene Ontology annotation, cellular component: plasma membrane. NCBI's taxonomy places the organism in Eukaryota, Metazoa, Chordata, Lepidosauria, Squamata, Sphaerodactylidae. The transcript has 15 exons. The record is from RefSeq and is a predicted model, not a curated record.